AAAGUCACGUGCACUAUUAGCAAAGUAGGCCUGGGCUGGCACUACUUCCUCUUUCUGCUUCUCUGUUUCCUGAUGACGUCAACGUGAAUAGGAAGUGUAGGAGGCUCACUCUGCCUAGAGGCUCCAGAAGAAGGCUGGACUCUCCGACCACACAGAGGCCUGGAGGAGGCAGAGGCCAGGAGGGAGAGGUCCCAAGAACCUGUGAAAUGGAUCUGGCCUGGCUCCCAGCUGGGCAGGAACACAGGACUUCAGGACACUGAGGACCCUGCCACGCCCAUGGCCAGCACCCACCAGUGCUGGCACCUGCCUGUCCAGAGCUGACCAGGGAGAUGGCACUGGCCCAGAGGCUGCUCUCCAUGGCCCUGCUGGCCCUGUGCUGGGGGCGCAGACUGGCAGGGGCAGAAGAAACCGUCCCGCUGCGGACCCUGCGCUGCUACAAUGACUACACCAGCCACAUCACCUGCAGGUGGGCGGACACCCAGGAUGCCCAGCAGCUUGUCAACGUGACCCUCAUUCGCCGGGUGAAUGACAGGGACCUUCCAGAGCCAGUGUCCUGUGACCUCAGUGAAGACAUGCCCUGGUCAGCCUGCCCCUAUCCCCGCUGCAUGCCCAGGAGAUGUGUCAUUCCUUACCAGAGUUUUGUCGUCACGGACGUUGACUACUACUCAUUCCAACCAGACAGGCCUCUGGGCACCCAGCUCAUCGUCACUCUGACCCAGCAUGUCCAGCCUCCUGCGCCCAAGGACCUGCGGAUCAGCACCGACCAGGACCACUUCCUGCUGACCUGGAGUGUGGCCCCUGGGAGGCCCCAGAGCCACUGGUUGUCCCUGGGGGAUCUGGAGUUUGAGGUGGUCUACAAGCGGCUCCAGGACUCUUGGGAGGAUGCAGCCACCCUCCUCUCCAACGCCUCACAGGCCACCCUGGGGCCAGAGCACCUCAUGCCCAGCAGCACCUAUGUGGCCCGAGUGCGGACCCACCUGGCCUCAGGCUCUCGGCUCUCCGGACGUCCCAGCGAGUGGAGCCCAGAGGUUCGCUGGGACUCCCAGCCAGGGGACGAGGCCCAGCCCCAGAACCUGCAGUGCUUCUUUGACGGGGCCGCCGUGCUCAGCUGCUCCUGGGAGGUGAGGCAGGAGGUGGCCAGCUCAGUCUCCUUUGGCCUCUUCUACAAGCCCAGCCCAGAUGCAGGCUCUGCUGUGCUCCUCAGGGAGGAAGAGUGCUCCCCAGUGCUGAGGGAGGGGCUCGGCAGCCUCUACACCAGGCACCACUGCCAGAUUCCCGUGCCCGACCCCGGGACCCACAGCCAAUACAUCGUCUCCGUUCAGCCAAGGAGGGCAGAGAAACGCAUAAAGAGCUCAGAAAACAUCCAGAUGGCCCCUCCAUUCCUCAACGUGACCAGGGAUGGAGACAGCUACAGUCUGCGCUGGGAAACAAUGAAAAUGCAAUAUGAACACAUAGACCACACGUUUGAGAUCCAGUACAGGAAAGACACGGCCACGUGGAAGGACAGCAAGACCGAGACCCUCGAGAAUGCCCAUAGCAUGGCCCUGCCAAUCCUGGAGCCCUCCACCAGAUACUGGGCCAGGGUGAGGGUCAGGACCUCCCGCACCGGCUACAAUGGAACCUGGAGCGACUGGAGUGAGGUGUGCUCCUGGGACACCGAGUCUGUGCUGCCCAUGUGGGUGCUGGCUCUGGUCGUGAUCUUCCUCACCAUCGUUGUGAUCCUGGCCCUCCGCUUCUGUGGCAUCUACGGGUACAGGCUGCGUAGAAAGUGGGAGGAGAGGAUCCCCAACCCCAGCAAGAGCCACCUGUUCCAGAACAGGAGCGCAGAGCUUUGGACCUCAGGCAGCAUGUUGGCCUUCACCAGCGGGAGCCCCCCACACCAGGGGCCGUGGGACAGCCACUUCCCUGAGCUGGAGGGGGUGUUCCCUGUAGGAUUCGGGGACAGCGAGGUGUCACCUCUCACCAUAGAGGACCUCAGGCAUGUCUGUGAUCCACCAUCUGGGCCUGACGCGACUCCAGCUGCCUCAGAUCUGCCCACAGAGCAGCCCCCCAGCCCCCAGCCAGGCCCGCCUGCCUCCUCCCACACGCCUGAGAAGCAGGUUUCCAGCUUUGACUUCAAUGGGCCCUACCUGGGGCCGCCCCACAGCCGCUCCCUGCCUGACAUCCUGGGCCAGCCAGAGCCCCCACAGGCGUGUGGGACCCAGAAGUCCCCACCUCCAGGGUCCCUGGAGUACCUGUGUCUGCCUGCUGGGGGGCAGGUGCAGCUGGUCCCUCUGGCCCAGGCGAUGGGACAUGGCCAGGCCAUGGACGUGGAGAGGAGGCCGAGCCAGGGGGCUGCAGGGAGCUCCUCCCCGGAGUCCGGGGGAGACCCUGCCCCUCCUGGUCUUGGGCCAAGGGUGGGAGGACAGGACCCAAAGGACAGCCCUGUGGCUAUACCCGCGAGCUCUGGGGUUCCUGAGGACCCUGGAGUGGCCUCUGGUUACGUCUCCUCUGCAGACCUGGUAUUCCCCCCACACUCAGGGGCCUCGGCGGUCUCCCUGGUUCCCUCUCCGGGCAUCCCCUCAGACCAGACCCCCAGCUUCUGUCCUGGGCUGGCCAGUGGACCCCCUGGAGCCCCAGGACCUGUGAAGUCAGGGUUUGAGGGCUAUGUGGAGCUCCCUCCAACUGAGGGCCAGUCCCCCAGGUCCCCAAUGAACAAUCUUGUACCCCCUGAGGUCAGAAGCCCUGUCCUGAAUCCAGGGGAACGCCGGGCAGAUGUGUCCCCAACAUCCCCACAGCCCGAGGGCCUCCUUGUCCUGCAGCAGGUGGGCGACUAUUGCUUCCUCCCCGGCCUGAGUCCCGGCCCUCUCUCACCACGGAGUAAACCCUCUUCCCCGGGACCCUGUCCUGAGAUCAGGGAUCUAGACCAGGCUUUUCAAGUCAAGAAGCCCCCAGGCCAGGCUGUGCCCCAGGUGCCCGUCAUUCAGCUUUUCAAAGUCCUGAAGCAACAGGACUACCUGUCUCUGCCCCCUUGGGAGGUCAACAAGCCUGGGGAGGUGUGUUGAGACGCUCAGACCUAGACAGGCAAGGGGACGGAGAGAGCUUACCUUCCCUCCCACCUGACCUUCCUCAGUCAUUUCUGCAAAGCCAAGGGUCAGCCUCCUGUUGAGGUAGCUGGAGGCCUGGGAAAGGAGUUAGCCUUGCUCCAGACCCCUUGACCUUCGGCAAAUCACUUCUCUCCCUGCGCUCACAUACACACACACACACUUGUAAGUGCACACAUUUUUCCCCUCAAGUUAACUUAUUUGUAGGUUCUGAAUUAUUAGAACUUUCUAGACAUACUCAUUCCAUCUCCCCCUCAUUUUUUUAAAUCGGGUUUCCUUGCUUUUGCCAUUUUUCUUCCUUCUUUUUCCACUGCUUUAUUAUGAGAGUGAGGCUGAGGUCUGAGCAGAGCCAUGUCAGACUGAGACGCGUCUGGUUGUGUUUAGGAUUUGUGUGGGCUGCCUGUCCCCGGCAGGUGCUGAUGCAUAUGACAUGAUUCUCAUCUGGGUGCAGAGGCGGGAGGCACCAGGUGGGCACAGUGGGGGUUAGGGCUUGGAAGAGUGGCACAGGAUGGGCACGCUCAGUGAGGCUCAGGGAAUUCAGACUAGCCUCAAUUGUCAUUCUGAGAAAUGGGCAUGGUAAUGCAGGGGGCGGGGUGCAAGGGAUGUACAUGAGAGACUGAGAGCUUCUGGGGAGCCCUGCUGGUGAUGUCUGCGGGACCUCCAGUCCCCUGAGACCCCAUGUCAUGUAGAGAAGUUAACGGCCCAAGUGAUGGGCAGGCUGGUGGGACCUGGGAAACAUCAGGAGAGGAGUCCAGAACCCACGUCUACUGCAGAAAAGUCGGGGGAAACUGCCUAACAAAGAAAAAUGCCCCAAAGGCAUACAUGCUUUAGGGCCUUUGGUCCAAAUGGCCCAGGUGGCCACUCUUCCAGAUACCCCGGGCAACUCUCACUCCCACCGGCCACAGAUGAGGGGCUACUGGUCAAUGCCUGGGCCUACACCAAGGAUUACGUUUCUUUUAAAUCUUUGUCUUUCAGAUACAUGAAAAAUAAUGGCAUUAAAUUGCUUUAAUUUGCAUUAUUUUUGUUAUCCAGUUUGCACAUUUUUUAUAGGCAUCUUAGGCAUUGAUUGGUAUUUUUUAAUUGGGCCAAGCACAUUAAGGUGUUUCUUCUGUUGGGUGCUAUCAUUUUCUGAUUAAGUUUUUUCAACUAUUAACAUAUGGUCUUUCAUGGAUGAUGGAGUGUUUUCCCCCCAAAUCUGUAGUUUGUCUUAUAAUGUUGUAUUUGAGGUUUUACGGUGUAUAAGUGUGAAUGCUUCUGUAAUGUCAAACAGAUCCCUUCCCAGUAAACUCCUUCUUCACUUUUACUGUCAAAUUUACAAAGGUCUUCCCACUGCAAAGCAGCGUUUGUCCUAAAGUAUAUAAUUUUUUCUAGUUCAUUUUGUGUUUCCAAAUUUUCAUGUAAAAUUUUAAUUAUUUUUGAAUGUAUGGAUGUGAGAUGGAGGUGCCUUUUGGUAUUGAAAUUCUUUGUCCAUGUAUCUGAAGUGUUACUUUUGUGAUAUAGGAAGUCCUUGUAUAUGUACUUCAUCGGCCCCUAGGCUUCCUAUUUUGUUACCUUGUUCUCUCUAUGGCAUCCACCAUUUUGAUUGUUCUACUUGUAUAUGUUUUCAUAAGUGGUUAAGCAAGUGUUCUCGUUACUUUUGCUCUUAAAUCCCUGUUCAUUACAGCAAUGUUGGUGGUCAAAGAAAAUGGUAAACGACUUGAAUGUUCAAUGGUCCUGAAAUUCAUAACAACAUUUUAGUACAUUGUAAAGUAGAAUCCUCUGUUCAUAAUGAACAAGAUCAACCAAUGUGGUUUAGAAAGAAGUCCGAGAUAUUAAUUCCAAAAUAUCCAGACACUGUUAUAGGGGAAAAGUUGCAAUAAAAUAUCUGUAACAUAAAACAAAGU
Piliocolobus tephrosceles (Ugandan red Colobus) is the source of this 4966-nucleotide messenger RNA. RefSeq names its product colony stimulating factor 2 receptor subunit beta (gene CSF2RB). Gene Ontology annotation, molecular function: protein binding; cytokine receptor activity. NCBI's taxonomy places the organism in Eukaryota, Metazoa, Chordata, Mammalia, Primates, Cercopithecidae. Gene Ontology annotation, cellular component: external side of plasma membrane; membrane. The record is from RefSeq and is a predicted model, not a curated record. Bases 330 to 3044 code for a protein of 904 amino acids. The transcript has 14 exons. Gene Ontology annotation, biological process: cytokine-mediated signaling pathway; immunoglobulin mediated immune response.